AUGGGUAUUAUAGCUCCAGAUGAGUUUUCGACUCGUAAUAAUAUUCCACCACAGUCGCAACCACAACCAGAGUCACAGCCACAGCUAGAGCCACAACCACUUGCCAUUUUAAAUGAAGUAGAAGUUACUGGUCCUUUAGUUUGUAUCGACCAGACUGAGUUUGGAUCAUCUCAUGGAUCUACCUUCAGUGACGGAUCUAGUUUAAAAGUUGGUCAGUACUUUACAAGUAAGAAUGAUUUGAAGGAAAAGCUACAUUUAAUAGCUUUGAAGUGGAAGUUUGAAUUUCGAACAACAAAAUCAAAUAAAGACGUGAUUGUAGUAGAGUAUGUGGAUCCGAAAUGUGUGUGGCGUAUUCGAGCCUGCACACUGAAACUAUCGAACAUGUUUGUAAUCCGCAAGUAUAAUGGUGUUCACUCUUGCUCGUUAGAAAAACGUUUGGCGAAGCACAGGCAAGCAACGUACUCCGUUAUUGGAAGUUGCAUGAAAAACCAAUUUAUAGGCGUCAAACAGGGUCAUGUUCCCAAAUCAAUUCAAAAAUAUGCCCGUGAUGAAUUCGGGACGGACUUCAGUUAUUACAAAGGAUGGAAGGCUCGUGAGCAUGCAUUUCAACUCCUAAGAGGUACGGCUGAAGAAAGCUUCACUAAGCUCCCAUCAUACUUUCAUAUGGCGUCUCUUACUAAUCACGACAGUAUCACCAAUAUUCAUUUUGAUGAACAUAACCGUUUUAUCUAUCUUUUCCUAGCAUAUGGACCUUGUAUACGAGGUUUUGGUUGCAUGAGGAAAGUUAUCAGUGUUGAUGGAACGUGGUUGAAGGGAAAAUUCAGAGGUACGUUGUUAGUUGCCACUGCACAGGAUAGUGAACGUCAUUGUUAUCCCAUCGCGUGGCCCAUUGUAGACUCAGAGAAUGAUGCAUCUUGGACAUGGUUCUUCUUGAACCUGAAGGAAAUUAUCACUGAUUCUGAGAAAUUAGUUUUUAUUUCUGAUAGGAAUCAAAGUAUAAGUAAUGCAUUAUCUACAGUUUAUACAUUAGCACGUCACGGUUGUUGCACAUGGCAUGUGUCUCAAAACAUCAAGAGUAAUUUCAGAUGUAUCGGUGUUCUGCCAUUGUUCUUUAAAACCGUUGAGGCCUACCACAUUGACGAGUUUUCUGUCUUGUUUGAUGAGUUGUCUGUAAGAUAUCCCAGUAUUGCCAGAUACCUACAGGAGCAGAUACCAUGCGAGCAUGCAAUAUCAUGUCGUAGAGAAGCAGGAAUAUCUCUCUAUGAUUUAUGCUCAAAAUACUACAGGACAGAAGUUUGGGCUCUUGCGUAUGCUGAGACAAUCUAUCAUGUGCCGGAUACGGCGCAAUGGGAUAUUCCGAAUCACGUAAAGGAAGUUCACCUUCUUCCACCGUGA
Molecule: messenger RNA, 1395 nt
Organism: Morus notabilis
Lineage: Eukaryota; Viridiplantae; Streptophyta; Magnoliopsida; Rosales; Moraceae
Exons: 2
Coding region: 1-1395 (464 amino acids)
Source: RefSeq, a predicted model, not a curated record